This is a messenger RNA of Toxotes jaculatrix (banded archerfish), 892 nucleotides long. RefSeq names its product mitochondrial translation release factor in rescue (gene mtrfr). Bases 201 to 710 code for a protein of 169 amino acids. The transcript is spliced from 2 exons. The record is from RefSeq and is a predicted model, not a curated record. Gene Ontology annotation, biological process: translational termination. Gene Ontology annotation, molecular function: translation release factor activity. NCBI's taxonomy places the organism in Eukaryota, Metazoa, Chordata, Actinopteri, Toxotidae. Gene Ontology annotation, cellular component: mitochondrion.
CAACAACAAGAGUGCCAUUCAACGACCGCGAAACACGUAGAAACACAAACUACAUUAAAUCUUGGAUUAAAGAAGUCUUUGGUGAGGGGGUUGAUCUUUCUGAUUGGAGACGUGAGAAGUGAUGUAAUGCUGUCAAUCGCUUUACGUGUUUACGCACCGCGCCACCAAGACUCCGCUUUGUAUUUCGCAUAUUUAAAGAAAUGUCAGGGUUAUUCCCGUUCAUCCGAUCUGUGUACAGUGUAUCCAGUCGGGUCGCAUGGAGAGGGUCUCCCAGUAUCUCUCCGCUUCUUAAACCGCACCGGGCUGGACUGACAUGUGUUUUUACUGCCGGCAAAAAGGACCUGAUUGACCUUCCUGAUCUGAAUGAGGACGAGCUUGAAGAGCAGUUUGUGAGAGGAUCUGGACCCGGGGGACAGGCCACCAACAAAACCAGCAACUGUGUUGUGCUCAAGCACAUCCCCACUGGGAUUGUAGUAAAGUGCCAUCAAACCAGAUCUGUGGAAAUAAAUCGAAAGCGUGCCCGGGGAAUUAUGAGAGAGAGACUUGAUGUUGCAUAUAAAGGAGAACUCAGUGAAGUUCUUCUAAAGAAGAAAGAGUCUGUCCUGAAAAAACAAGAGAAGAAGAAAAAGGCUCAUGAGAAUCUGGAGAGAAAAAGACUGUUUAAAGAAUCAGUGGGUUCAGACUCCAAACCUGGGGAUGACACUGUUUAAAAUGUGUGGAAUACAAAAAGACACGAGUACACAAGACAUCUUUGUGUUUUUUAUGCCUGCAAAGACUGAGUAACAAAAUCUGGAAAGAUACUACCAACUGUAUCAAAUCCAGUUAGCCUUUUAUUUGUAUGAUGUGUUUUGUGCAAAGUUGCAAUACACAUGACAAGACAGAGAGGGAGAUU